AUGUUCGCGACGGGCCUGCCACUUCUUCUGCCUCUAGAGGCGCCAGCAGCAGCAACAGCAGCAGCAGCAACAGCAGCAGCAACAGCAGCAGCAGCAGCAGGAGCAAGCGGCAGCGCGUUGGCUGUUAAUAACGGCGAGGGGCCCUUGGACUUUUGCUUCGACUUCUAUCUGCAGCAGCAGCAGGAGAUCACUGACGCAGCAAAAGCUGUUGUUGCAGCAGCACGGCUGCUGCAGCAGCAGCAGCAGCAGGAGGAGAAAGAGGAGGAGGAAGAAGAAGAGCAGCAGCUGCAGCAGCAGCAGCAGCAGCAGCAAGGGUGCAGCGAUAAGCAGCCGGGUUGGUUCUCGCUUUGA
This is a messenger RNA of Eimeria mitis, 351 nucleotides long. RefSeq lists its product as uncharacterized. The record is from RefSeq and is a predicted model, not a curated record. Lineage: Eukaryota; Apicomplexa; Conoidasida; Eucoccidiorida; Eimeriidae. The transcript is spliced from 3 exons. Bases 1 to 351 code for a protein of 116 amino acids.